Molecule: messenger RNA, 1593 nt
Organism: Capronia epimyces CBS 606.96
Lineage: Eukaryota; Fungi; Ascomycota; Eurotiomycetes; Chaetothyriales; Herpotrichiellaceae
Exons: 3
Coding region: 1-1593 (530 amino acids)
Biological process (GO): transmembrane transport
Cellular component (GO): membrane
Molecular function (GO): transmembrane transporter activity
Source: RefSeq, a predicted model, not a curated record
AUGUUGGCUAGUGAAACAGCUGUCCAUCCAAAUCCACCACCCACUGAUCCAGUUCCAAGCAUUGCACAGCCACUACUGAUGGAUGUCCAACCAUCUGAUCGAAGGGCAGCUGGUACCACGCCGCAGUCUCCCAUUCAGGAACCUCCAAUUCCCACCCCAAACCUCUCCAGAACCCGCUCAUGGAUCGUGAUCGUCCAGCUUAGCGGCAUCAACUUCAUCUCGAGUCUCAGUGGCGGCCUGUUGACGAUUGGUCUUCCCAUCAUGGCUUCCAAUCUAGGACUCUCCGACAACCUCCGUGUUUGGCCCAGUGCCGUGUCUUCUCUCACGGGUGGUUCGUGUCUUCUUGUGGCAGGCUCACUUGCGGACGUCCUCGGGCCGCGAAGGGUGAACUUGCUAGGCUGCCUCUUCAUUGCAGUAUUUGUGCUCGCAUGUGGUCUAGCCCGCAGUGGUAUCGAGCUCAUAAUGUUCCGUGCCUUACAAGGAAUAGCCACAGCCCUCUUUGUGCCCUCGGCUGUUUCAAUGGUAUCGACAAACAUCGAGCAUGGAAGACCACGAAACCUCGGCUUCGCGUUCAUCUUCCUUGCCUAUCCUCUUGGAUAUGGCCUUGGACUGGCACUUGGGGGCGUCUUCGUCAAUACUGUUGGCUGGCGACCAGGGUUCUUCGCAGGGGGAACUACCGGUUUUCUGUUCUUCCUUGUCGGCAUCUGGACCCUUCCCAAAGACCCCAAUAUCAGCAAGAAAAGACUUUCGACAGAGAUCGAUUGGGUCGGUGCGCUAAUGGCAGGUAUUUGCAUCGCAACUUUCUCUUACGUACUGGCGGACUUGUCCGCCGAUACCGCCAAUAUCAAGAAGGCCGUUAAUAUAGUGCUGCUCAUCUUCAGCGUGGUGCUGGCAUUGGCCUUUCCGGCAUGGAUGCGAUUUCGCGAAAGACAACAGAAGCCCGCUCUCAUGCCCAAUUCUCUCUGGAAGAAUAAGUCAUUCACAAGCGUCUGUCUCAUGGCUCUCAUUUCCAAUGCAGUCGUGACCUGUAUGGGACUUUUCUGUAGUCUGUUUUUCCAGAACAUCCAACUUCUUUCCGCCAUUGAGGCCUCCGUGCGUAUACUGCCUCAAGUGGCCAUUGGUACAACUCUAUGCAUCCUCUCCGGAAUGCUCAUCAACAAGCUUCCGGUUCUGGCCGCCGUGCUCACGUUGACCGUCCUGUGUGCCAUCGCACCUCUUCUCAUGGCAGUCACUGAUCCGACAUGGCCGUAUUGGUACAGCGCCCUGUGGGCACAGCUCCUCACGCCGCUUAGUAUCGACAUUACGCUCACGAUCGGGACGCUUAUCGUGACUGACGUCUUCCCUAUCCACACUCAAGCUUCAGCUGGAGCGGUAUUCAAUACUUUCUCGCAACUAGGAGCGUCGGUUGGGCUUUGUGUACUGUCGGUGAUAUCGACCAAUGUCACAAACAAAUCGGAUACAAAAUCCCCUCAAGCGCUCCUCGCGGGUUACAGAGCCAGCUUCUGGACGUUGUUUGCCUGGACUCUGACUGCUUUUCUCAUAGGGACAGUGGGUUUGAGGAAUCUUGGAAAGAUUGGGAGGAAAAAGGACUGA